UAGUUAGUAACGAGAUUUCGAGCGCACAACGUUGACGUCGCGGUUGAAAAUCGAAAAUCGGCCAAAGGCGGCUGAAAGCUCACAUAAUUUACAGUGCGUACUGCCUAUGGUGAACCCCCUUGCGUCGCUGAGUGUGCAACUGUGUGCGGGCGCAGACAUGAAGUGAAUAAGAAAUUGGAAAAGCACUAAAACAUAACAUAUAUGUAAAAAAAAAUAUAUUCAGAAAAAAAACCGAAAAAAAACGCAAAAGAAAACGGCAAGAAACGUGGGUAAGGCCAAAAGCGAGGCAAAAACCGUCUAAAAAGCAGCAGCAAUAGCAAAACACCACCACCACACCAGCUCGACGCUAAUCAGAAAAUAUUUCUUUAAGCCCAUCAUCCAUCGCGCCCCUCAAAUCGAAAAAGCGCGAAAUAUUCAUUUCGGCCACAAACGAACAGAAUGCACAGAACAGAGAAGCAUUCGGAGGCAUUCCAGCUGAGAGUCAGCCCCGAAUUCCAUCGGAAGGAUUCCGGUACAGAUCUGCAGAUGUCUAGGAAAAAAUGCAAUAAUAACCAACAGCGACGAGGUCGUCGAAGGCGAACGGACUUGGGGAAUCCGCUGGGAAUCCAUGGGUCCAUCAGUCUUGCUAUUCUGAUGUUGACCAUUUGCAUGGCCAACACGUCGACUGCCGUGCCCGCCAUGGAAAGCAGCAGUGCAUCCUCCGCAGUCGUCACGGUCGCGGUCACGCCGAGCAUCCUGUCGAGCAGCUCCAGUGGCGGCAGCGUAGGCGGAUUCCACGGCCUCGCGGCCAGCUCCACGGAAUCCCCAUCCUCCGCAUCUCCGGAGCAGCAGCAGCCGCAGGGCCAAUGCCUGCAGGAUGGACUUUGGGUGGCCGAAUCCGCGACCCGUUGCCAAUACCAAACUAGCUGUCGUGCCAUCCAGCGCACUGGCCACUGCUGCCCCGAUUAUAAAUGCGAUUGCGAAAAGGAUGGCAAAACUUAUGCCAAUGGUGAUAAAUUGGUUGCCCCGGACACGCCGUGCACCGUGUGCUACUGCAAAGUGUAGCAAAUAUUGAAUGACACACACCCUCAUUCAGCAAUAUUUUCGUAGAAUUUUCGACUAUUGGCAUAAACACACUCCAUUUGUUGCAGGCGGCGAGAUUGUUUGCAGCCCGGUGACCUGUUACCGGCGAGAUGACUGCAUGCCCAAAUACGUGCCCGGUCGCUGCUGUCCGCAGUACGACAAUUGUCCAAUUCUCGAUAAUAAUCCACCGCUGGCCAGCGAACCCGUGAGCAGCUCGACUACUACCACGGCGAAACCGAUGGCACUGGCUCAGCCGGCUGGAUUCAACUGGAACAUCACCAUCAAAGAGAUCACCAAGCCAACGGAGAUCCGCAUAACCGAUGACAACAAAGCCAAGCCAUCGAUUCCGACCAGAAAGCAGAGCAAUUUGAUGCUCACCACCGAGGGACCUGCAGCACCAGUAACCAGCAGCUCCCUGGACACCACCACAGCAGGAUCAGCAGGAGCGACGGGAGCAGCAGCAACAACAGCAGCAGCACCGGCAAGCAGCAGCACUGCAGCAGCAGCAGCAACAUCAUCCGCGACGGCAGCAACACCAACGGACUCGACAGCAACACCAAUGCCCAGCCAAGACGGCAACCAGAAAGCACUUCCAGGCGGCACCGAGAGCUUAAAGCUCAUCGCCUCGGUUGGCUACAUCGAAAGACCCCUCUCGCCUAGCAGCAGCAUCAUAGUGGAGCAACAGGUGAAGCCGCUGGUCACCUACAACGCCGACGGACUGCAGCCGCUGACCAGCAACGAUCCCAGCAAGGUGAACAUCAAGCGGGAGUACACCACCGAGGGAUCCACACUGAGCACCAAGAACUACGAGGAAUCCGCACUGCCCAUAUUCGUGCAGAAUGGCUUCAGGGAUUCGCUGGUGGAGCCGUCCGAUGCGGAACUUGAACCCGAUACGGCGGGCAGUGAUAACAUUUACCACAUCAUAUCCACCACCGAGGGACCUGGAACCGUUAUCAAAGUGACCACGGAUGCACCACCAAAGCCCAGCGAGACCUCACCCACCAUCCAAACCGUGAUCAGCCCAAACACCACCAAGUCAGACGUCGAGAGUAGCUCCGAUUCCGUCGCAGUAAGCAGUGAGAUGCCGCCAGUGAGCUCCACUCAUCACAUGGACGUGGAUGAUGAUGUACCUCAAGUGGAAUCCAAUCCAGCCUAUCCCUCGCUGCCCGAGGACGACUUCAGUCUGCGAGACGUAAACUUUCCGCUCGUCGAGCUGGAGGACAUAGCCGAGUCCGAGAAGGAUGAGCCUCGGAGCAUACCCAGCCCCUUUGAGGUGGACCACAGGCAUGUGAAACUGGCGACCGAUACCAGCCUGGAUGGCAGUGGCAGCGGAAGUGGUGGUGGCGACAUCGAUCUCUACCAGGAUAAGUCUUCUACCACCGAGGAAAUGAUGGCGUCCGGCUCAUCCAUUCACGAGAAGAGCUCCCUGGUGCCACUGCUGAUGUACAGUGGCGAGGAUAUAUCCGGGGAGACGCGCAUCCAGAACGGCAGCGAUCUGCAGCUGGAGAAGAUCAGCCAGGGUGAGGAGGUUGAGCUUGGCAGUGGGGAAAUCAGGGAGCCCGUCACCCCCAAAACCAAUGCCGUAUCCACGCUGGAGAUCGAUGAACUGGGCUCGGGAGCGGGCCAGGUGGGCGGUGUGGAUCCCAAGGCCGAUGCCAAGAGCCUGAAGCUGGACGAGAGCCAGGAAACGGUGGCCAGGACCAGUGCCAGUGGACUGGACAAAUCGUCGGCGAGGGCCGAGAAGAGCUUUGUGGAGCGGGCCCUGCCAUUGGGGCGUCUAUACCUCCAGCGCAUCUACUGAGGAUCGCCGCCUGGAGUGGCUCUACUUGACAUAUUUAACCCUUUUAUUGUACAUACGGACACCAUGGGGCCUAGUGGCCUGCAAAGCAGCGAAUAUCCAACCAUUCAAGUGAGCAGAAUGGCGGCAGAUUGUUAGGUUUAAGUAGCCAGAAGAAAGGGGAAGAAGAUUCCAUUAUCAUUUCCAUAGACUGCAUAGAACGACCUUUGAAUUUAUCAACUUUACGAACGUAAUCAUUAACUAACUAAUGUAUGAUUAGCAGAUUAGCAAAGCUGGGCUCCCCAAAUGCAAUAACGAAAUGUUUCCAUUAUCUGGCAAUCCAUAUUGCUUAGUUAUACUUCUAAUUUAUACGUACUGAGCUAAGUGCACUGAAAACAAAAUCAACCAUUGUCCCCCACAUUUGAAAAUCAUCGAAUAAGUCGCAACAUAAACGAAGGAGAAAUUAUUUAACUUGUUUUAUCCCAUCAUGAUUUUAUUUAAUUUGUAAUUUAUUUCAUAACGAAUGCAAAUGAUUUUGAGAAAUGGUUUAAUGCAAUGGCCAACUGUGUAGUCCUCUUUGAAUUGAAAAGCUUUUAAGUUUAGACUGAAUAUGGCAAAGUUUUAAUUUAAAGCAAUUUACUCCUACUUUAACCAUAAUUUAUAUACAAUUUAAACUAAUUUUACUUUGACAUUGAGUCUUGAUAAUUAUCGUUGGAUUUUCCUAGAAAGGAAAAUCAAAAGCUCGAGUGAAUUUCAAAGCUGACGAGCGGAGAAAAGUGUCAAAAUGAAAACGCAGUCAUUCUUUAGUUAGUACGUACGAGUAUAAUAAAUAAUUAAUUACCUAUAUGAACAUAAUUUAUUUAGGCGAUGAUCGUGCACACUAUCACUCACACACAUACCACACAGAAUUUUUGAGAUAAUUAAAAUAUAUUAUGAAAAUACUUUAACUAGCGUAAAUUUAGAUUGAAGCUCAUUUAACAAUGUAUGAAGUACGAAAUAAAAAUGAGGUAAUUCUAAACAC
Messenger RNA from Drosophila melanogaster (fruit fly), 3860 nucleotides. RefSeq lists its product as uncharacterized. The transcript has 7 exons. The record is from RefSeq and is marked reviewed. Bases 1055 to 2863 code for a protein of 602 amino acids. Gene Ontology annotation, cellular component: extracellular region. NCBI's taxonomy places the organism in Eukaryota, Metazoa, Arthropoda, Insecta, Diptera, Drosophilidae.